AUGGCGCUCAUUCAGGUUUUAGUGCUGGAUCAACAAAUGUCCAGCAACGUGUACGCGUGGCAAGAGAUCCUCCAUCGCCGAUGCCAGAGCGAGCUACAUGUGGUUAAACGGUCCAACGAGGAGGACGAUUGGACAACGCUGGUGUUGCGGGAUCUGCAAAGUUUAGGUGCCAAGGUGGGCCUAGUGGCCGUGCCUCAAUUCCAUUGGUGCGAUGGAGCGGCUCUGGAUCUGGUCGCCAUCAGUGAAUGCUGUCAGCAGUUGAACAUCCCUUUGGUGCUCGAUCUGACUCAGUCAGCGGGAGUAGUUCCUCUGGACUGGAAGCGCGUGCGGCCUAUGGCAGUGGCCGCCAGCAUCCACAAAUGGCUUCUGGGGCCGUAUGGCAUGUGUCUGGCCUGGCUGGAUCGUGAUUUUGCUCGCCACUUUGUUGCCAUGGAGGCCCAUGAGAAGCAUCGGGUUGGCGCCGAUGACGAAGCCUGGGACAAUAAUGGUCUCAUGACCACUGCCGGCUACCCGACUGCUGAGAUAGAGGGUAGCCAGCGCUUGGGCGUUGGAGGCGGUGUUGGGGUGGCAGCCUACAUUAAGGGCAGCGAAGCGCGUGCAAUCAGCAGUCGCCUUGACCCUCAUGAGCCCCUGCUGGCAGCUGCUGAGAAGGACGGCUGGGUCCGUCAGCGCCGCUCCAUCCGUUUUUCCUCGCCCAUCACCUCGUCAGACACAAGCCAUCAUGUGCACGGCGACCUGACCAUCGACUGCUACGCCAAUGGCAUCACCGGUGACAUUGACAAGAAGAACUUUACGCUUUUUGUGGCCCCUCCCUCCAUGGUCGCCUCGCGCAGCAUUUUCCUUGAGAUGGCCCCCUUUGUGAGCAACACUUUUGGAGUCACUGAAAUGCCCAGCUUUGGCGUGAACCAGAUUGACCUCCGUGCCUCCCAGCUUAACGCCGAAGUUAUGGAGCAUGGCCUCGAACAGACCCUCCGCACCUUGCAAAAGGAGGACCCCAAGCAUGAGGGCGCGUACGUCGUAGCUGCAGGUCACGCCGGCUUUUACGCUCUCAAGCUCGCGCAGCGCUGCCCGGAACUGUUCUCCUCUCUUGUCCUUCUGAACCCCACCUUCCGCGGCCCGCUCACGACAGCCGCCUUCAACAAGCAGGAGGAGGGUGAUACAAUCAGCGCCAUGGGCCUGGGCGCUUUGCGCCGCGCCCUGUGGGCCCUCAUGCGCAUCCCUUUCCUGGGUGAAGCACUGAACGCAGCCUCCAACAGUCCCGAGAACAUCAAAAAGCACCUCCUGUCCCAUGUCUACUCGGAUGAGGCGCACGUAACAGAAGAGGUGGUGGCCCUGAACGAAGAGUUUGCUCUGGCGGGUAACCACCUGCCCAAGGCCGCCUUCUUGACCGGUCAGCUGGACCCCCUCCGUGAGCGCGAGGAUUUGACGCCUCUUCUCGAGGGUGGCUUCAAGGUUCCGACGAUGAUCCUCUUGGGCCAUGACUCGCCCGCGAGCGUCAAAGCCGAUGUACAGCCCUUGUUUGUCAAGGCUGAUGAGCGCGCGCAGACGGGUGAAGGGGAGCGUAGCAUUGGCGUGGACACGCCUGGAGCUCUCCGCUCCUUUGUUGAGUACCCAUCCCUGGUCGGCAAUUUGGUCCGCGCCCACAUUCAGCAAUAUUGCUGAUCCAUCAUUGCCGAGUCGCCUCCGUCCCUCUCCCUGGGUGUCACCUGUCGCUUCCCCCUCCCUCCUUCUCUCUCUCCCUCCCUCUCUCUCUUUCUCUCUCUCGCUCUCUUCCAGUUUGUUUCAGGUGCAUGCCCCAUUCCCCCAAUGCUCUCAAUGCUCUGUAACUUUUGCUUGGAUUUGUAUUGUUUAAUGUUUUGCUCGUCUCUUGUCCUGGGCCCAGCGCCCUUGUGUCUGGGCAUCUUGUGACCCGUGUUGCUUGAUGUCGACCGUUGACCAUUGCCUGCCCUCUUCACCGCCACCCAUAAAAUUGUUCACCUGCAGUUUCUCCCGUUCCCCCUUUGCUUCGCUCAUUUUCUUUUUUUCUUUUUUUUUUUUUUAAAAAUCCGCUUCGGAAAUUGAGGUCGGAAGG
Molecule: messenger RNA, 2071 nt
Organism: Monosiga brevicollis MX1
Lineage: Eukaryota; Choanoflagellata; Craspedida; Salpingoecidae
Exons: 4
Coding region: 1-1662 (553 amino acids)
Source: RefSeq, a predicted model, not a curated record